AUGAAAUAUAUAUUGUUACUUACUGCCCUUCUGGUGGUGGUGAGUUCAGCUGUAAAAAUUCAAAUCGAAAACAACGUUAGAUUGGAGGAUAACUCUGAUUUCCAAAUUGGUACCGGUAUCUAUGAUAUUACUGGACCAGCCGCCGAAACAGGUAUGAUGGGAUAUGCCAUGCCAGGUCAAGUCACCGGUGGUAUCCAUUUCCGUUUGAGAUCACGUGCUUUUGUAUUUAUAGAUUCAAAUGGCAACCGUGCCGUCUAUGUCAGCACUGACAGUUGUAUGAUUUUCCAAGCCGUCAAGAUUCAAGUCGUCCAAUUGCUCGAGGAACACUUUGGACCAAAUGUAUAUAGUCACGAAAAUGUUUUGCUCUCUGGUAUCCACACUCACAGUGGUCCAGGUGGUUACUCAAUGUAUGCCCUCUAUGGUAUCACCACCCUCGGUUUCUACAAGGAAAGUUUCGAUGCCAUCUGUGAAGGUAUCGUCCAAUCGAUUAUCCGUGCUCACAACAACGUCAAGCCAGGUAAAAUCACUGCCGAACAAAGUAAAUUAUAUGACUCAAAUAUCAAUCGUUCACCAACUGCUUAUUUGAAUAAUCCAGCUGAGGAAAGAGCUUUGUAUGAGAAUGAUGUCGAUAAGAAUAUCACUUUGAUUAAGAUGGUCGAUACCAAUGGAAGUCCAAUUGGUGCUUUGACAUUCUUUGCUGUCCAUUGUACAUCGAUGAACAACACCAAUCAUUUGAUUAGUGGUGACAACAAGGGUUACGCUUCAUACGCAUGGGAGAAGUUGUUCAACAAUAACUCAUUGCCAGGUACUGGUCCAUUCAUUGCCGCUUUCGGUCAAUCGAACGAAGGUGACGUCUCGCCAAACACACUCGGUGCAUUCUGUCCAGAUGGUUCAAGAUGUUACGCUCCAGACUCGACAUGCAACGGUAAGAACGAAGGUUGCAAGGGUAUCGGUCCCGGAAAGGAUGGUGACAUGUUCGAAUCCACUCAGAUCAUCGGUAACAACCAAUUUCAAAAGGCUUUGGAGAUGUGGGAGACCGCAUCCAUUCCAGUCCAAGGUUCCGUUCAAUACCGUCAUACCUGGUUGCCAAUGACCAACAUCACCGUCUACCCACCAUUCACCCCAACUGCCGAGCCAGCUACCACCUGUCGUGCCGCCAUGGGUUACUCUUUCGCCGCCGGUACCACCGAUGGUCCAGGUGCCUUUGACUUCACCCAAGGUGACAACAACACCAACGGUAACGUCUUCUGGAAUUUCAUCUCCAAGUUCAUCGCCAAGCCAACCGAAGACCAAAAGCAAUGUCAAGCACCAAAGCCAAUUUUGAUCGACGUCGGUCUCACCAAGCCACUCCCAUGGACUCCAGAUGUUGUCCCAAUCCAAAUCAUCACCAUCGGUAACAUCGUUUUGUGUGCCGUUCCAGGUGAAUUCACCACCAUGUCUGGUCGUCGUUUGCGUAACACUGUCUACGAGAUUUUGAAUGCUCAAGGUAGUGGUAUCGAGAACCCAAUCGUUUUGGUUGCUGGUCUCUCCAAUACCUAUUCCGGUUACAUCGCCACCUACGAAGAAUACGAAGUUCAAAGAUACGAAGCUGCCUCAACCAUCUUUGGUCCACACACUUUGGGUGCCUACCAACAAGAGUUUGCCAAGCUCGCCACCUCCAUCGCCCAAAACAACCAAGUCGAACCAGGACCCUUCCCAAGAAACAUGACCGGUCACACCUUCUUCUUCUUGCCACCAGUCGUCUAUGACGAAGCCCCAGGUGGAAACUUUGGUGCCAUCUACCAAGACGUCGGAACCACAUACGCCGUCAACGACACUGUCACCGCUGUCUUUUACGGUGCUAACUUGAGAAACAACUUUAUGAUUGAGAGCACCUUCUUGUCGGUCGAUCUCGAAGUCUCACCAAACCAAUGGGAAACCUUGUUCGUCGAUGGUUCAUGGGAGACCAAGAUCUACUGGAAGAUGCACGUUCCAGAAAUCGCCCAAUCACUCAUCACCGUCGAAUGGACCAUUCCACCAACCAUUUCCGCAGGUACCUACCGUAUUACUCACCAAGGUUAUGCCAAGCCAUCAAUGUUCUCCGAUAAGCUCGUUCCAUACUCCGGUCAAUCAAGUACAUUCACUGUCACCGCCUAA
Heterostelium album PN500 is the source of this 2136-nucleotide messenger RNA. RefSeq names its product neutral/alkaline nonlysosomal ceramidase family protein (gene dcd2A). The transcript is spliced from 2 exons. Lineage: Eukaryota; Evosea; Eumycetozoa; Acytosteliales; Acytosteliaceae. The record is from RefSeq and is a predicted model, not a curated record. Gene Ontology annotation, cellular component: extracellular region. Gene Ontology annotation, molecular function: N-acylsphingosine amidohydrolase activity. Gene Ontology annotation, biological process: sphingosine biosynthetic process; long-chain fatty acid biosynthetic process; ceramide catabolic process. Bases 1 to 2136 code for a protein of 711 amino acids.